Messenger RNA from Funneliformis mosseae, 1251 nucleotides. The record is from the annotation of a GenBank genome assembly. NCBI's taxonomy places the organism in Eukaryota, Fungi, Glomeromycota, Glomeromycetes, Glomerales, Glomeraceae.
AUGAAUGGUAUUGAUAUCCCAACACCUAUCUCGAGAACUCCAUAUUUUAAUUACGUCUCGUUUAUGAAGGUCCUUUCGUUUCCUGAUAUUGGUCAUAUGAUUGAAAGUUUAAUGGAUCAAUUUAAUACUAUUUCACAAAGCUUAGAUUAUAAUGAACACCUGGUAUCUCAGGAACUGUUAAAAGCCUUGAUGAAACAUUUCUCAUCUUUAAAAACUUUGGAUUUUUGUACUGAAUCUUCAAGGAUCACUCAAAAUAUACCUUUCAUACAUUUUCCCGGAGCGACCGAAUGUUUAGCGGAUGUGACAACUUUGAGUUGUGAUUCAGAUGUAAUGUUAUGUCCUCAAUUGUUUCGGAAGAUACAAUCACUAUCCAUAACAUUUGAUGAUAUGAUCUCAGAUGAGUUGGUUCAAUUAAUUCAUUCUCAGCAAACUUUAAAAGAUUUAGAAAUAAUUGCCCAAUUCGAUAUGGAUUGGUCAAUCAUUUUACCCACUUUCGAACCUGCUUUAAGAAAACAUUAUCAUACAAUAACAAAAACAAAAUUAUUAAUUAAUGGUUUUGAUAUGCCAUUCUCAUUGAUCUCUUCAUGCUUUAAUUUACAAGAAUUGGUAAUUUCAAUUUAUCCAAUAUUUUCUAUGGGAUUACAACCUCAUUCUGAUAAUUUCGAUGAAUUGCAGUUUGCUACUUUUCCAAACUUGAGAAUCUUCAAAAUUCCUUAUGAUAUUCCAAAAAUUGAAAUUUUAAUAAAAUUCUUGGAAAAGAACGGAAAGAACCUUAAUGAAUUAAGGACAAGUAUAGAUUAUGCUUAUGUUGACAAUUCAUUGAAUAGGUCCAUAGCUCAAUUCUGUCCGAAUCUUAAAAAACUUACCAUAAAUUUUGAAAAUGAUGGAUUAGUCACAUUGAAGUCCAUUUUUGAUAAUUGUGUAGGUUUAGAGAGCAUUAUAAUUUGGUGUAAAGAUAAUCGGUUAGAUGGUGUAGAAUUGUUUGAACUUGUUGCAAAACAUUCACCAAAGAAUUUUUGCCAAUUAAAGAUAGAUCUGGAUUUUUUAUUCCUUCCAAAUGAUUUGGAAUCAUUCUUUACAAGUUGGUGGGAUCGAAGACCACGAAAAUCAUUAACUUUGAUUUUUUUUAAAGAUAAAUUUGAAGGGUAUGAAGUAAGUGAAGAGAAUAUUAAAAUAAUUGAAAGAUUUAUAAAGUUGGGCACUAUUAAGAGAUUUGAAAUGACCGAUGGAUUUUUCUAUCAUGAUCAUUAA